Messenger RNA from Fusarium coffeatum, 1377 nucleotides. RefSeq lists its product as uncharacterized. The record is from RefSeq and is a predicted model, not a curated record. The coding region runs from base 1 to 1377 and encodes 458 amino acids. The transcript has 3 exons. Lineage: Eukaryota; Fungi; Ascomycota; Sordariomycetes; Hypocreales; Nectriaceae.
AUGUUGCGACGACGCAUUCUUCCGCUGGCCCUUUGGGUACAGCUAGCCAUAGCAUUCGGCUCGGAUAUGCUAAAGCUGAAGACUGGCUCUGAGAUGAUCUCUCUAUCCGAUGCAGCCAUGAGCGAGAUUCUACUCCCCGACAGCGUAUCAAACUUCACAGAACUGUUCGAAGACAACAAUCAGCUUCAAUCGUAUGGCUUACACGCAAGACAACGUCAAUGUACCCCUGCUCCAAUGGCGUACGAUGCUGUCCCGGAGGCGACACCUGCGUCCCAGGCGGUUGCUGCCGUGGCAACACCCAACAAUGCGGCUCAAGCAAAUGCUACGAUCCCUCUUCACAAAUCUGCUGCUCCAGCGGUAUCGCCUGUUCGAAAGGCAAAACAUGCGUCGACGGCGGUUGUUGUGACGCUGGUGAAUCCAAGUGCGGUUCAUCAGCCUGCUAUAACCCCAAAACAUCGGUCUGCUGUGGAAGUUCAGGUAUACACUGCCCCAAGGGAUAUGAUUGUCAGCCAGGUGGUGGAUGUUGUCCUGCUGGACAGAAGAGAUGCGGGAAUAGGCGACGAGUGCUGUGCUACUCGAGGAUGUGCAAACCCUGCCACUGAGAAGUGUUGUAAGAACGGUGGCUGUGAGAAAGGAACGACCUGUUGCGAGAACGAAUGCUGUCGCUCGAGUGGAUACUGUGGAUCAGACGGAUACUGCAAAGCUUGUCCUGUUCCUACAAGAACCAUCACGUCGACGUAUGCGUUCACUACGACUGCUAUGAGGACUGUCAGGGUUACAGAUGAUAUUGAGCCUGAUACUGGAAACGCACCUGAGUUUAGCUGUGUUCCUAUGACGGCUACGAAUGAUGUUGGGGCUACGCUGGAACUUGAUUCCGGAUGUGUUCUUCACUAUGAACCUCCUGGAGAGACAAGCACGGGUGGUCGUGCUCGUCGCGACAUCGAAGCUCCUACGGCGACAGCACCUGCGCCUGUCGAUCGUGGUCUAUUAGCUCGACAGGCAUCUUGUAACCCGUCUACCACCUACACGAGUACGAUCUGGAAGACAGAACUGUAUACCCGGACGGGAACUCAGACGGUGACGGUAGCGGGUGAAGAUGCGACGUUCUCAUGUCCCGAGAUGGAAGUCACAAAUGAUGUUGGUGACACCCUUGCUUUGGAUGAAGAGUGUGUUUUAUCGUUUUCUCCGGCUGAACCUACUGCUAGUGGGCUUUCACCGCAGGGAGGUGGACAAGGAGGAGGUCAAGCUGGGGGUGGUUCAGCUGGGCCUUCUGCGGCGGCGGGUGGGGAUGGUGAUAGUGUUGGCUCGGUUGAAAGAGUUCAGGUGCUUUUGACGGUUGGAUUUGUCAUCGUGUCUGUUGUUUUGGUCGCUCUUUGA